GCUACUUCAACUACUGACAGCUUAAUGAAAAGAGGCACAGACCAGAUAUUAGACUUUAACAUGUGUGCAGGUUACCAGAAAUCAAAACUAUAAAGACAAUCUGUGGGAAAUUCUGCUGAGGUAAAACCAUGGGAAACUGGGCUAAACUGAAAGCCUCCAGCUGGGCUUAUCCCACUGCAGUCCUGUCGCUCUAUGGGUUCUUUGCCUACUGCAGAGUAGCAGAGCCUUUCCUCACACCAUACCUGAUGGGACCGCACAAGAACAUCUCUGGAGAAGUGGUGAACAACUACCUGUUCCCGAUCUGGACCUACUCCAAACUGGCGUGUCUCUUGCCCGUCUUCCUCCUGACGGACAUCCUGAGGCACAAGCCCCUCAUCAUGGUACAGGGGCUCUUCGUGGUCACCAACUACAUCCUGCUCUGCUUCGCCCCAGGUCUGCUUGCUAUGGUCUUCCUUCAGGUCAACUAUGCUGUAGUGACUUCCACAGAGGUGGCCUACCUUUCCUACAUCUACAGCGUGAUCCCCAUUGAGAAUUACCAAAGAGCCACUGGGUACGUGCGCAGUGCCAUGCUGGCUGGAUAUACGUUUGGCGCGAGCCUGGGCCAAGUGCUGGUCUCUGUGGCAGAAUUGGACUUAUUCUACCUUAAUGCGAUCACUCUGGGGAUUGUAAGCAUGGCUCUCCUGAUCUCCUUCUGGUUGCCCAUGCCCCAGAGGGGUCUGUUCUUCAAAGGGAAAGCGGCUGCAGCUGUGGGCUCCAAUUCCCAUCAGGACGGGCCUCUGGGAGCAGACCGGCCUGGGGAAGCGGUGAUGGAUAAGGAUGAGGUUGGCUCCGGGAAAAAGAAGAUGGAGCUCAAUGGCGAUGCAGGCUGGCACAGCAGGAAAAAUAUGGCCACUGCAGUCAAUCUACUCUGGAAGAGCUUCAGGGAGGCGUAUUCUUCAAGGAAUGUCAUCUACUGGUCUCUGUGGUGGGCUCUGGCCUCAGCUGGCUACGAGCAGGUUUUCAACUACAUCCAGCUCAUGUGGGACCACAUAGAGCCAUCUGCUACAUCGUCCAUCUACAACGGAGCGGUGGAGGCUGCCUGCUCCCUUGUAGGUGCUGUGGCAGCCUUCUCCGUGGGCCACCUCAAGGUGACCUGGGCGGUGUGGGGGGAGCUGGCGUUGGGGUUGUUCUCUGCAGUGGCGACGGGUGCUGUGUUUCUCAUGGCGCUCACCAGCAGCAUCUGGGCGUGCUAUGCUGGUUACAUAAUAUUCAAGUCCUGCUACAUGCUCCUCAUUACCAUCACAACAUUUCAGAUUGCAUCCAACCUCUCCAUGGAGUGUUACGCUUUGGCCUUCGGGAUCAACACUUUUUUGGCCCUUUUCCUGCAGACCAUUAUCACGCUCGUAGUCGUUGAUGAAGCUACGCUGGGACUGGACAUCGUGACACAGUUCAUCAUCUACGGCAGCUACUACGCCUUCAUCUCAGUGCUCUUUCUGAUUCGAGGGACAUACACCGCCUGCACACAGCAAAGGAAUCCUGAACACACUCAAAGCAAGGAACAAGAGUCCAGUGUGGAUGUGAUCUCUGCGGAGCGUUUCUGAACAACAUCAAUAAACUGUUACAGUCUAAAUAAUACUGAAUGAGCAGGUGAUGGUUCCAAUUAUUCCAUGGGGAGCACAAUGGUAAUAUUCCAGCGGGGUAACGGUUCUCUACAGAAGAGGAUUAGGGAUUCAAUUACUCACAAUAUGAAAGAAUAUUCAGAGAGAGAUCAAUAAAGCACAGAUACGGUUGAUUAAUUAUUAUUUUGCUGUACAGCAACACAAUAAUGAGAAAACACUACCUUGCUCACAAGCUGUCAAUCGCUGAGUGCUCCCCAAAGAUAGAGAGGUUUGAACACUGCCUACAGAUAGCAAGAACACAUGCCGAUCCUAACAUUCAUUUCACAUCUUUUAGGUAACCUAUUAUAAAUGUGCAGGUCACUUCCCUUUUCUGAAACUAUAACUAAUAAACACAUUAUAUGAAGAUUAAUUUAACAUGACCCAAUGUAAAAAACAUUUCGGAAUUCUGACUUUAAUCUCAGAUUUCGUAGAAGAAGAAAAAAUUGGACUUUGUUCACAAAAUUCUGACUUUUUCUUAGAAAAAGAGUCCGACUUCUGACUUAAAUGUCAGGACGAAAACAAAAGUACUCUCGCUCAGAUCCAAAACAUUAAAUAAAAAAUCCCACGUGACCCAAUCCUCUUCCGUAGUCUCAGGUGGGCGAUGCUACCAUUACCUGACACUGGAGGAAGUCCAUGGCUGAUAUUACAUAGAAAACAUAGUUCAAAUACAUAUUAUAACAUUUAAGAAGCACAAUGCGAUACACAAUUAUAACAGAAUAUAUAUAUUUUUUAAAGUUACAUGUGAACAAAACUAAAUCAUAAAUUCUAAUUUAAAAAGGCAGUGUAUGUUUUGGUCAUUGGAUUUUCUUUUCACAAAAGGACAUUCAAAACCCCAAAACAAGUGCAUAUAUUUAAUUGUAAUUGUUUAAUCUGGUGGAAUAAAGUACAAAUGUCAAAUAUCACUACCUUUCUUCAAAAUUAAAUGCUGACAUUACAGAAUGCAUGGUUUUAUGACAGUGAGAUAAACACAGUUUGGUUUUAAUGGAAGUCAAUGAGGUUUGCCAUGAAGGAGUCCAUAGGGACUAUCUGACACUACAUAAAAAAUAUGAAUGCAAUCAAAUCCAUUUUGUUGCUAAUCUUUGACAAAUUCCAGACUCUAAUAACCACCA
Messenger RNA from Eleginops maclovinus (Patagonian blennie), 2746 nucleotides. RefSeq names its product solute carrier family 19 member 3b (gene slc19a3b). Lineage: Eukaryota; Metazoa; Chordata; Actinopteri; Perciformes; Eleginopidae. The record is from RefSeq and is a predicted model, not a curated record. The transcript has 8 exons. Gene Ontology annotation, biological process: transmembrane transport; vitamin transport. Gene Ontology annotation, cellular component: plasma membrane. The coding region runs from base 129 to 1580 and encodes 483 amino acids. Gene Ontology annotation, molecular function: vitamin transmembrane transporter activity.